AUGCUCUGCUGGGCUGCGCUGCUUGCCUGCCUCAGCCUGGCCCGUGCCUCCGUGGGCAGCCUUUAUGUGUAGAACAGCCACUUGCCCCAAGACCACCCGGCCGUGAUCAAGCGGCGAUUCACCAGCGUUCUGAUAGUCUCCAGCCUCUCGCCACUCUUCAUCUGGCUCUGGAAGGAGCUGACAGGCAGUAAGCCAGGUAUACCCCUGCUAGUUCUGCUGGGCUUCCGACUGGAGGGCAUCGUGCCAGCGAUUCUACUGCCCUUGUUGCUCACCAUGGUCCUGUUCCUUGGGCCCCUCAUUCAGCUCUUGAUGGACUGUCCCUGGGAUUGGGUUGAUGGACUGAAGGUCAUGUUUGACCCCCGCUUCUGGGCGCUGUGCCUGAGUGACAUGCGCUGGCUCCGCAACCACGUGAUCGCACUCCUGACGGAGGAGCUGGUGUUCCGGGCCUGUAUGCUGCCCAUGCUCAGCCCUUGCACCAGCCUAGGGCCAGCCAUCUUCACCUGCCCGCUCUUUUUCGGUGUCGCUCACUUCCACCACGUUAUUGAGCAGCUACAGUUCCACCAGGGCAGCGUGGCCAGCAUCUUCCAGUUCUCAUACACAGCUGUCUUCGGUGCCUACACAGCGUUCAUCUUCAUUAGGACAGGACACCUGAUUGGCCCUGUGUUGUGCCACUCCUUCUGCAACUACAUUGGCUUCCCUGCCAUCUGUGUUGCCCUGGAGCAUCCUCAGCGCCUCACUGUUGUCAUCUUCUAUGUGUUGGGCCUGGUGCUCUUCCUCCUGCUCCUGCACCCCAUGACUGACCCAGCUUUCUUUGGAGACAUCCCUAUUUGCUCUCUGUCUGCAGCCAGCUCUGGCUUCUCUGUGUGCUCCUGA
Molecule: messenger RNA, 873 nt
Organism: Trachemys scripta elegans
Lineage: Eukaryota; Metazoa; Chordata; Testudines; Emydidae
Product: CAAX prenyl protease 2-like
Biological process (GO): CAAX-box protein processing
Cellular component (GO): endoplasmic reticulum membrane
Molecular function (GO): metalloendopeptidase activity
Source: RefSeq, a predicted model, not a curated record